Messenger RNA from Dipodomys ordii (Ord's kangaroo rat), 3656 nucleotides. RefSeq names its product CCCTC-binding factor (zinc finger protein) (gene Ctcf). Gene Ontology annotation, molecular function: RNA polymerase II transcription regulatory region sequence-specific DNA binding; DNA-binding transcription factor activity, RNA polymerase II-specific. The coding region runs from base 313 to 2346 and encodes 677 amino acids. Gene Ontology annotation, cellular component: nucleus. Gene Ontology annotation, biological process: regulation of transcription by RNA polymerase II. Lineage: Eukaryota; Metazoa; Chordata; Mammalia; Rodentia; Heteromyidae. The record is from RefSeq and is a predicted model, not a curated record. The transcript is spliced from 11 exons.
AGGCGCACUGCACCGCACCGCCGCCAUUUUGUGUCCGAGCUUGUGGAGCGAUUAAACCGUGCGCGGAGCUGCUUCUUUGGCGGCAGUGGCGGCAGCAGUAGCCGGUGCGGGCGCGCAGAGCUGGCCGGGGACGCCGGGUGGCCGGAGCGGUGGAGCGGCGGCGGAACGCGGGGGGUGUGGCGCGGAGAAUGAUUGUGGAUCUAGAGACAAAAAACAAGAUGCACUAGUAGACGGACUGCUGACCAGGGACUUCGUAGCUGGUUCUAUUUUCCUUCUUCAAACCAACUUUGCAGCCACGGAGCGGAAGGGGAAAUGGAAGGUGAGGCAGUCGAAGCCAUUGUGGAAGAGUCUGAAACUUUCAUUAAAGGAAAGGAGAGAAAGACUUACCAGCGACGCCGGGAAGGUGGCCAGGAAGAAGAUGCUUGCCACCUACCCCAGAACCAGACAGAUGGGGGUGAGGUGGUACAGGAUGUCAACAGCAGUGUACAGAUGGUAAUGAUGGAACAGCUGGAUCCUACCCUUCUUCAAAUGAAGACUGAAGUAAUGGAGGGUACGGUGGCUCCCGAAGCAGAGGCUGCAGUGGACGAUACACAAAUCAUAACCUUGCAAGUUGUAAAUAUGGAGGAACAGCCCAUUAAUAUAGGAGAGCUUCAGCUUGUUCAAGUACCUGUUCCUGUGACUGUACCUGUUGCUACCACUUCGGUAGAAGAACUUCAGGGGGCUUAUGAAAAUGAAGUGUCUAAAGAGGGCCUUGCAGAAAGUGAACCCAUGAUAUGUCACACAUUACCUUUGCCUGAAGGGUUUCAGGUGGUGAAAGUGGGGGCCAAUGGAGAGGUGGAGACACUAGAGCAAGGUGAACUUCCACCUCAGGAAGAUCCAAGCUGGCAGAAAGACCCAGACUAUCAGCCACCAGCCAAAAAAACAAAGAAAACCAAAAAGAGCAAACUGCGUUACACAGAGGAGGGCAAAGAUGUGGAUGUGUCUGUCUAUGAUUUUGAAGAAGAGCAGCAGGAAGGCCUGCUGUCAGAAGUUAAUGCAGAGAAAGUGGUUGGUAAUAUGAAGCCUCCCAAACCAACAAAAAUUAAAAAAAAAGGUGUAAAGAAGACAUUCCAGUGUGAGCUGUGCAGUUAUACAUGUCCACGGCGUUCAAAUUUGGAUCGUCACAUGAAAAGCCACACUGAUGAAAGACCACAUAAAUGCCAUCUCUGUGGCAGGGCAUUUAGAACAGUCACCCUCCUGAGGAAUCACCUUAACACACACACAGGUACUCGUCCUCACAAGUGCCCAGACUGUGACAUGGCCUUUGUGACCAGUGGAGAAUUAGUGCGGCAUCGUCGUUACAAACAUACCCAUGAGAAGCCAUUUAAGUGUUCCAUGUGUGAUUAUGCCAGUGUAGAAGUCAGCAAAUUAAAACGUCACAUUCGCUCUCAUACUGGAGAGCGCCCGUUCCAGUGCAGUUUGUGCAGUUAUGCCAGCAGGGACACAUACAAGCUGAAAAGACAUAUGAGAACACAUUCAGGGGAAAAACCUUAUGAAUGUUAUAUUUGUCAUGCUCGGUUUACCCAAAGUGGUACUAUGAAGAUGCACAUUUUACAGAAGCACACAGAAAAUGUGGCCAAAUUUCAUUGUCCCCACUGUGACACUGUCAUAGCCCGAAAAAGUGACUUGGGUGUCCACUUGCGGAAGCAGCAUUCCUAUAUUGAGCAAGGCAAGAAAUGCCGUUACUGCGAUGCUGUGUUUCAUGAGCGUUACGCCCUCAUUCAGCAUCAGAAAUCACACAAGAACGAGAAGCGCUUUAAGUGUGACCAGUGUGAUUAUGCUUGUAGACAGGAGAGGCACAUGAUCAUGCACAAGCGCACCCAUACUGGGGAAAAGCCUUACGCCUGCAGUCACUGCGACAAGACCUUCCGCCAGAAACAGCUCCUCGAUAUGCAUUUCAAGCGCUACCAUGACCCUAACUUCGUCCCUGCGGCCUUUGUCUGUUCUAAGUGUGGGAAAAAAAAUGCUGAGCCAGAUCUGGAUGACAAUGAGGAUGAUGAGGAACCUGCGGUAGAAAUUGAACCAGAGCCAGAGCCUCAACCUGUGACCCCAGCCCCACCACCUGCCAAGAAGCGGAGAGGAAGACCCCCUGGCAGAACCAACCAGCCCAAACAGAACCAGCCAACAGCCAUCAUUCAGGUUGAAGACCAGAAUACAGGUGCAAUUGAGAACAUUAUAGUUGAAGUCAAAAAAGAGCCAGAUGCUGAGCCUGCAGAAGGGGAGGAAGAGGAGGCCCAGCCAGCUGCCACAGAUGCCCCUAAUGGAGACCUCACACCUGAGAUGAUCCUCAGCAUGAUGGACCGGUGAUAACGGGGCCUUACUUGUCUCCAGGACUGUUCUAGGCUGUGUUUAAACGGCCUAAAUUUUAAUUUUUCUCCUUUUCUUCUUUUGGCUUUGGGAAAAGCAUCAUUUUACACCCAUUUUACCAAACAUACUGAGAACGAAAACUUCAAGGAUGAUGUUAGAAAAAUGUGAUUUAACUAGAACUUGCUGUUUGAUGUUAGCAAAUCAUGGAAUGUCCUGAGUUCCUGAGGGUUUACUGUGAAGUGUUGAGGACAGUGUUGAUGCCUAACUAGUUUUCUGAGAUGGAAACAGACAUUGAGCCCUCUCUCUUGAUUUAGUAAACCACUCCAGAAUGGCCACGGGUUUCCCAGAGUUCUAUAGUCUUCUUCCCAAGAGAGUUUUUAAUUGUAAAUGCAGACUUGGGAAAGGACUUAGACUUUUAACCUGUUUUUUGCUUUUGCUUUUCCCUGACUCCCUUUGCUCGGAGCCAGCUGCACACCAGUAGUAUGGCAUGCUAUGAUCAGUUCCUGUCCUGAAAGCUUUGCCUCUUUCUUGGCAAAGUCUCUGGUAUGGUCAAGCUUGUAAAUAACUUUUUUACAUUUUAAUCUUUUCCAUUAAUUAAGAGAUUGAAAAAAAAAGUGCAGUGUAAGAAAACCCAGCAUUUAAUUACUUGCAAAUUAAGUUACCACGGACUCGGUGGUGUGUAAAUGUUGACCAGGAAUUGGAUCACAAUCAUGUAGCAGAAAAGCACCCAGACUGCUGUCUGCUAGUGAUGGAUACCCAUGUGGAGGUGAUUUUCAGCCCAUGGAGCCAGCAUUUGAACCUUGUACAAUUAACUUUAUGAUUUCCCAUCAACAUUUUCUUUGCUCUAUUUGUAGCUAAAUGUUGUAUUUUAUAAAUCUUCUGUUAAAGCCAGAAGGGUGAUUAUGAAUGGGUCACAGCAGCCCAGAAAUGCUGGGCCAGAAAAUUUUACUAGGUCAGUAAUUUAAACUUUGGAUCUGAAAAAAAAAAUUUAUAAUAAUGUGAAGCAAAACCAACUUAAAAAGUGAUUCUUGCACAUGAACUGUCACAUGUUUAAAAUGUGUUUUUUAGAGAGCCUCAGUCUUACUGAUUUCAAACACUUUUUUCUUCUGUGUAUUGCUUUUAAGAGAGCCAUCAGUUAGCUAUCAGACUCUAGGUUGAUGCAUUUUGUACUUAGCUGUACUGUGUGAUAUUUUUCAUUAUUUUAGGACGCCAACAUGAGACCUGUAAUAAAAUAUGUAAUGGGGUUGAAAGCUGGGGAGGAGGAGGAUCUACUGCUGUACAGCUAAUAAAUCAUAACGGAUUAACAGGCA